AUGAUUGAGGACUUUGUACACAACAAUGUUGUCAAUCCUGAAAAUAUGGCUUUAAACCAUAUACAAGAAAUUCUGAAAAAUAAUGGAAGUAGCUGUGAGAACUUCCAAUUGCCAAAUCCAAUUCCAGUGAAUAUUUACGUCACAGAAUAUAAUGUAGAUGAAGAAAGAAGACGUGGUGACUAUUUAUUAUCAACAUUAAAUGUUGAACAAAGAUACGUGUACGAUAUAGUUAUGCGAGCGAUUGACAAUGAGAAUGAACCUCAGCGGUUAUUUUAUAUUGACGGGUUUGCAGGAAGUGGAAAAACCUAUCUAUUUAACACAUUUCUGAGUGUUAUUCGAGGAAAAAACGAAAUGGUUAUUCCAUGUGCUUCAACUGGCAUUGCAGCCACACUUCUAAAAGGAGGAAAAACUUAUCAUUCCCUGUUCAAACUUUCAAUACCAAUUGAUGAUGGAGCUAAAUCUAAUAUAAGAGGAAACUCUCAAGCUGCACGAGAACUGAUCUCUGCUAAACUCAUUAUAUGGGAUGAGGUGAGCAUGACGGUUGGGCAUGCCUUAACAGCAGUUGAUAAACUCUUCAAGGAUCUAAUGAAGAAUCCUAGACCAUUUGGAGGAAAAGUUAUUUUAUUUGCAGGAGAUUUCAGACAAAAUCUUUCAGUAGUACCUCAUGCACAUAAAGCAGCCAUAAUUGAGUCAACUGUCAAAUACAAUCCUAUAUGGAGAAAUGUAACUCAGGUUAAAUUACAGCAAAAUAUGAGAACUGCGGAUGAAAAGGAAUUUGCAAAUUGGCUAAUGCAAUUAGGAGAUG
Molecule: messenger RNA, 805 nt
Organism: Temnothorax curvispinosus
Lineage: Eukaryota; Metazoa; Arthropoda; Insecta; Hymenoptera; Formicidae
Product: ATP-dependent DNA helicase RRM3-like
Exons: 1
Biological process (GO): telomere maintenance; DNA repair
Molecular function (GO): DNA helicase activity
Source: RefSeq, a predicted model, not a curated record